UGAGUCGGUGCAGGAGUAGUGACUACUGACUAGUGAGUACACUUUCCGUUUACAGGCACAGCCGAGAGCACGUCGGUUCAUCAGUCGCCUCACACGGCAGUCUCUUCUCGCAUACACUCACACACGCUCGCGGCCGACGCAGUACGUUAAAACGCAUUUCGGCUCUCGUGCAAAUCACAAUAACAUAAUAUUGUUGUUACUGUUCAACUGUUGAUAGUGUUUUUAACAUACUCCGUUUCGGGUUUAACUCGGUUGUCGGUUAGGUUGCAACAGAGCGACGCGGCCGAUUCACACCCCCGUUGUUCCGCGCUGCCUGUCGUCGUCGUCGUCGUCGUUGUCCCUAACGUUUCGCCGGUACCGUUUGCCCAUCGCUGAACUUUGUGGCAAACAAAUACCACUCAACUCAUUAAACCUAUCUACACAUUGUACGUCAGCAGUUCGUUCGGGACCACCGUUACACGGAAUACGACGACGUAGCCAUGGUCCGCCUUAUGUACCCCGAACAGUCCAACUACUCGUACGUGUUCGACUUCGAGGAGAACUUCCACUACGAAUGGACGCGGCAGUGGAUGACUGAGAACUGGACCAAUGGGUUCUACUACUGCACCAUAUACGCCAUGCUGGUGUUCGGGCUCCGACGGAUGAUGCGCGAUCGGGCCGGCUUCCGCCUCAAGGGCCUGCUGGUGCUGUGGAACGUGAUGCUGGCCACUUUCAGCUUGGUCGGCUUCGCACGGACCGCGCCCGAGCUGUUCCGCGUGCUCAACAAAUACGGACUACACCAUUCGGUGUGCGUCACCAGCUACGUUGAGGAUGAUCCUGUGUCUGGCUUCUGGUCGUGGCUGUUCGUGCUGUCCAAGUUGCCUGAACUCGGCGACACGAUAUUCAUCGUGCUCCGCAAGCAGCCGCUCAUCUUUCUGCACUGGUAUCAUCACAUCACCGUGUUGUUGUAUACGUGGUUCUCAUACAUGGAGUUCACGUCGUCUGCCCGAUGGUUCAUCGUCAUGAACUACUCUGUGCACUCGAUGAUGUACACUUAUUACGCAUCGCGGGCCAUGGGCUACCGGCCACCCAAGCAAGUGUCCAUGUUCAUCACCGCCAGUCAGCUGACCCAGAUGUUGGUCGGCUGCUUCAUCAAUUACACCACUUACGGUUACCUGAAGUCCGGCGGCCCGCACUCGUGCCGUGUGUCCAAGCUCAACAUUACCCUGUCGUCGGCCAUGUACUUUAGUUACUUGCUGCUGUUCGCCCGGUUCUUCUACAACGCUUACCUCAACAAGGGCCGCGUCAGCGCGUCCAAGAAAUCGUCCAAGCAACAUUGAUCCCGGACGACGGUGGUUACGUCUCCUUCUGCGGCGGUUUCGGCGGCUCCGGCUGCAGCGGCUGCGGUGUCUGCUGCUGACGCAAACACCGCUGCUGCUGCUGCCGCCGCUGCCGUGAUGCGCCGCUGCAGUAUGAUGUGCCGUCGCAGUGUGAUGUGCCGUCGCAGCUGGCCAUUGAUUUUCAAACACGUGCACUGAUAUUAUUAAAUACUAUUAUUUACGAGAUUAAUGCGUUGCGAUAGAAGAUCAUUAUUAUCAUUAUUUAUUAUUAUGAUUAUUAUUAUUAUUAUUAUUAUUAUUAUUAUUAUUAUUAUUAUUAUUAUUAUUAUUAUGAAUGAGACGAACAUGUGCUAAUUUUAUUUUGAUAAUUUUUCUUGCUCGAUUUCUAUAUUAUUUUCAUCCUGUGUUUUCUUUUUUUCUUUCCUUCUUUUGUUGUUUAGGAAAACCGUUCGUUUUUUAGACGAAAAAUAUAUAUUUUUUUUGUAUUUUCUACUUAGUUUGUACUUUACUUCCGCGAAGAAAAGUCUCGAGUCGCUGAUCGAUUAUAACGGCGUUGUAAGUUGUUUUAUAGGCAUUUUUGUUUGAAUUGCGUGUGCCUACAUAAUACUUAGCCUAAUAAAAAAGAAAAUUUUAUUUUCCAAGAACUUA
Molecule: messenger RNA, 1967 nt
Organism: Myzus persicae (green peach aphid)
Lineage: Eukaryota; Metazoa; Arthropoda; Insecta; Hemiptera; Aphididae
Gene: Baldspot
Product: elongation of very long chain fatty acids protein 6
Exons: 2
Coding region: 480-1319 (279 amino acids)
Biological process (GO): fatty acid elongation, monounsaturated fatty acid; fatty acid elongation, polyunsaturated fatty acid; very long-chain fatty acid biosynthetic process
Cellular component (GO): endoplasmic reticulum membrane
Molecular function (GO): fatty acid elongase activity
Source: RefSeq, a predicted model, not a curated record